AUGCUCACACUGAGUCCCUAUUCGGCGGUGUCACCUCGUGAGGCGCCGUACUCGCCCACAUUAAUCCUGCAUAAGAGUCCUAGCGGCCGCUCGCUAAAGAGCGUAAGAAGCAGAGCUGUCGUCUAUAUCGAUCGCGGUGUCGGCGCGAGUCCUCCUCCAGGUUCAAUAAAAGAGUCGCCGAGACUGCAGAGAGCAGCGAAAUCUUCACUACCUAAAGCUGCGGCGCCGACCACGGCACACUCAUCUGCGGCAUCCGCGACCGCCGCCGCAGCUGUCUCCGCCGCGAGGACGGACCACCCCGAGGCUGCGCCGCCGCGGCAGCAGCAGCAAUCGCAACCUGCGACCUCUCAACAGCCACAGUCUACACACCAGCAGCCACGGCGCGAAACCCGUGAGCCCGCCCGCUCCGUCACAUCACUCGCCAUCAAGCGGCAUGCCUCGGACUCGUCGCUCUCGCUCCGUGAAGUUGACAGCAGCAGCAGCAGCGGCACCACCUCCUCCACAAAUGAAGACCCGAUGUCAUCAACCUCCAUAACGACCGGCGCUCCCAAGUCCGCUGCCGACGCGCUCGCGCAGAACUUCAGCACAUCCACCACCCUCACAGACAGCAAUAAUACUACCAACAACAAUGAUACAAUACACGACCCAACAACAUCCCCCUCCUCGUCAAAGAAGCCACGUCCGGAGACGCCAGCACGUAAACGCGUGCCUCUCAACUACGAGCACUGCCCCACGACCGACCUCGUCCAGCUGAUCGCCGCCAUGCUUCUUGAGCUAAUCUCCUACAACGACGCUAUUCCGCUUAAAGACGGCCACCUCACUCGCUUCCACUCCCGCGCUCCGCCCGGGAUAAGUGUCCAAGACUACCUUCAGCGCCUCACCACUCACGCUACCCUCUCCCCACCCAUUUUGCUCAGCAUGGUCUACUACAUCGACCGCUUGUGCGCGCUCUACCCGGCGUUCACCAUAACGAGUCUAACAGUGCAUCGAUUUUUGAUCUCGAGUGCGACGGUGGCGUCCAAGGGGUUGAGUGAUUCUUUCUGGACAAACAAGACGUAUGCACGGGUCGGCGGGGUGAGUCUGAAUGAGUUGGCGUUGCUGGAGUUGGAGUUUUUGACGAGGGUGGAGUGGAGGAUUGUGCCCCGGCCGGAGGUGCUGGUGGAUUAUUAUCGGAGUUUGGUGGGGAGGAGUGAGGGGUUUGUUUUUGAGGAGGAGGGUGAGGGAGGGCAAGAAGGGGAAGCUCGAACUGGAGCAGAGGAGUCGAAGGCUACAGCAAGGGAGAAUGCGGAGUCAGUGGGAGCGGUACAGGUCAAGGGCGAGCAGGGCGAGCCGACAUGA
Molecule: messenger RNA, 1338 nt
Organism: Cyphellophora attinorum
Lineage: Eukaryota; Fungi; Ascomycota; Eurotiomycetes; Chaetothyriales; Cyphellophoraceae
Product: Nuc-1 negative regulatory protein preg
Exons: 1
Coding region: 1-1338 (445 amino acids)
Biological process (GO): regulation of cyclin-dependent protein serine/threonine kinase activity
Cellular component (GO): nucleus; cyclin-dependent protein kinase holoenzyme complex
Molecular function (GO): protein kinase binding; cyclin-dependent protein serine/threonine kinase regulator activity
Source: RefSeq, a predicted model, not a curated record